AGUUUGACGUAGUCAUUUGUAGUCAGUCGCCUUAGUCUUGCCCAGGUGACUCAAAGCAUUAAAAGUCAGCAUAAUCAUAUCCUCGCCCAUUUGCCAUUCACUCCGGUAGCAAAAUAGUACUCUGGUGGUUUAAUCAGUUGGAGGCAGCUCCUUAAAUGAAAUUGUGUGUUUCAUUCUUCUGCUUUUUAUUUCCCGAACGUGAAAAGACGAUAAAACUGAAAUGGAAAAGAUCUAUUCCAGGGGAGAGCUUCACCACAUCAUCGAUGGCUUUAAUGAGCAGAAAAGCAACUGGAUGCGUUAUGUGAAUCCUUCCCGUUCUGCCUGGGAGCAAAACCUGGCUGCAUGUCAGAACGGGAUGAACAUCUACUUCUACACCAUUAAGCCCAUCCCUGCCAACCAGGAACUUCUUGUGUGGUAUUGUCGGGACUUUGCAGAAAGGCUUCACUACCCUUAUCCUGGAGAGCUGACAAUGAUGAAUCUCACACACACACAGGACAACCCAAAGCAACAGAGCACUGAGAAAAGUGAACUUUGCCCAAAGAGUGCCCCCAAAAGAGAGUACAGCGUAAAAGAAAUCCUAAAAUUGGACUCCAACCCCUCCAAAGGAAGGGACUUGUACCGUUCCAACAUUUCACCCCUUACUUCAGAAAAAGACAUGGAUGACUUCAGGAAAAAUGGGAGCCCUGAAAUGCCUUUGUAUCCUCGGGUUGUUUACCCAAUCCGGGCCCCUCUGCCCGAAGACUUUUUGAAAGCGUCUCUAGCCUAUGGGAUGGAGCGACCAACCUACAUUACUCACUCUCCUAUUCCAUCCUCCACAACUCCAAGUCCCUCAGCAAGAAGCAGCCCUGACCAAACCCUAAAAAGCUCCAGUCCUCACAGCAGCCCAGGGAAUACAGUGUCACCUCUGGCUCCUGCCUCUCAAGAACACCGAGACUCGUACACUUACUUGAAUGCACCCUACGGCACUGAAGGCUUGGGCUCUUACCCUGGAUACACACCUCCGCCCCAUCUCCCAUCAGCUUUCAUCCCCUCUUACAAUGCCCACUACUCCAAGUUCCUUUUACCCCCUUAUGGCAUGAAUUGUAAUGGCCUGAGUGCCGUGGGCAACAUCAAUGGCAUCAACAACUUCGGUCUUUUCCCAAGGUUGUACCCUGUCUACAGUAACCUCCUGAGUGGGGGCAACCUGCCUCACCCCAUGCUCAACCCUGCUUCUCUCCCAAGCUCACUGCCCUCAGAAGGAGCACGGAGGUUGCUUCAGCCUGAACAUCCCAGGGACGUGCUUGUUCCAGCGCCCCAUAGUGCCUUUUCCCUAACUGGGGCUGCCGCCAGCAUGAAGGACAAGGCAUGUAGCCCCACGAGCGGGUCUCCAACAGCGGGCACAGCUGCCACGUCAGAGCACGUGGUACAACCCAAAGCUACCUCAGCAGCCAUGGCAGCCCCCAGCAGUGAUGAAGCCAUCAAUCUCAUUAAGAGCAAAAGAAACAUGACUGGCUAUAAGACACUUCCCUAUCCUUUGAAGAAGCAGAAUGGCAAGAUUAAGUAUGAGUGCAAUGUUUGCGCCAAGACUUUUGGCCAGCUCUCAAACCUGAAGGUCCACCUCCGAGUGCACAGUGGAGAACGGCCUUUCAAGUGUCAGACCUGCAACAAGGGCUUUACUCAGCUUGCCCACCUGCAGAAACACUACCUGGUACACACAGGAGAAAAGCCUCAUGAAUGCCAGGUUUGCCAUAAACGAUUUAGUAGCACCAGCAAUCUCAAGACUCACCUGCGUCUCCACUCAGGAGAGAAACCUUACCAGUGCAAGGUGUGCCCUGCCAAGUUCACCCAGUUUGUACACCUGAAGCUCCACAAGCGCCUACACACCCGGGAGCGGCCCCAUAAGUGUGCCCAGUGCCAUAAGAGUUACAUCCACCUCUGCAGCCUCAAGGUCCACCUAAAAGGCAACUGCCCUGUGGCUCCAGCCACCGGGCUGCCCUUGGAUGAUCUGACUCGCAUCAACGAAGAGAUCGAGAAGUUUGACAUCAGUGACAAUGCUGACCGGCUCGAAGACAUGGAGGACAAUGUUGAUGUGACCUCUGUGGUGGAAAAAGAAAUUCUGGCCAUGGUCAGAAAAGAGAAGGAAGACACUGGUCUCAAGGUUUCUUUGCAAAGAAAUGUGGAGAAUGGGCUCCUCUCCCCAGGGUGUAACUUUUAUGAAUCAUCAGACCCGGCCCUCAUGAAGUUCCCUCACACUCACCCACUACCUCUGGUACCUGUAAAGGUCAAACAAGAAACAGUUGAAACAAUGGAUCCUUAAGAUUUUCAGAAAAUGAAAAGUGUUUUGUUUUUUAACUUAGGACUUGGCGAGUCAGGGUGCCUGUAGCAAAUUGCUUAUAUACAAUUCCAGUUCUGCAGAGCUCUCCUGACGGCAGAUGUGAGGGGAAACCUCAUCACUCUGGAAUUACAGAAGGAACUCCAAAGUUACUGAAAUCUCAGGGCAUAAACGAGGCAAAGACUAUAUAUAUACCUAUUAUAUAUACUUAUUUACACCCACAUCUAUAUAUUUGAACCUGUAUUUUGAGUAUUUGUGUGAAUAUGUUUGCAUAGCCUUCCCAUUACUAAGACUAUUGCCUAGCCAUAAUUAUUUUUUCAAUGAUAAUACUUCAUAAUUUAUUAUGCAAUUUAUCAUUCAGAAAGCAAUCAUUAAAAAAGUUUACAAUUACUGGAAAAAUUCCUUGUAAUUUGAGUAUAAAUGUUAUAUUUUUUUGUCUUGUGGCCAUUCUUUGUAGAUAAUUUCUGCCCAUCUGCUUAAGUACCUAAAAUUUAGCAAAUAUAUUACUUUCCUCAGCCAACUUCCACCUGUAAUAUUUGAAAAUGAGGUUUUGGUAUUGCCAAAUUAGACAGUUGAUGUGUCAAUUCAUAAGAUCAUAUCAUUUUAAUGGCACUGUAUGACUUGGGGGUGGGGGAGACGGGAUGUGUGCAGAAUUACCCAAGAGUCACUUCAGUGGAAGAUACAAGAAAAAAUAUAUAUAUUUUUGUAGAUCAUUCUGAGUUUCCCCCCAACCACCAUUUUACCCAGAAAGGUGACAAGACGGC
Messenger RNA from Chrysochloris asiatica (Cape golden mole), 3075 nucleotides. It is a transcript of the gene PRDM1, whose product is annotated as PR domain containing 1, with ZNF domain. The coding region runs from base 221 to 2296 and encodes 691 amino acids. Gene Ontology annotation, cellular component: nucleus; cytoplasm. Lineage: Eukaryota; Metazoa; Chordata; Mammalia; Afrosoricida; Chrysochloridae. Gene Ontology annotation, molecular function: RNA polymerase II cis-regulatory region sequence-specific DNA binding; DNA-binding transcription repressor activity, RNA polymerase II-specific; histone deacetylase binding. Gene Ontology annotation, biological process: regulation of transcription by RNA polymerase II; cell fate commitment. The record is from RefSeq and is a predicted model, not a curated record. The transcript is spliced from 5 exons.